AUGGAAAGUGAUUUAUCGUUUGACGAAUCCUCAUUCGGAUUUUCCCAAGGCGUCGACCAUGAUCUAAUAAAAGAACUCGUCGAGCUACGCCAAAUGCGAGGGGACCGCGAAAGCCUGCUCCGUACGAACCAUUAUUAUGCCUCUCAGCUCUCCGGCUUGGAAGUUCGAAUUUCUGAGCUUAAAGCUUUAAACGACGCUAAAGACCUAGAAAUCAGUAAACUCAAGACUAAGCUGAGGAAGUUUUCUUCUAGAGGCAGCGAAACUGAAAGAGAGUCAACACGAGGAUCUUUUAGUCUCCACAAACAAGAUUUUGAAGCUAGAUUUGGCUUUGAUGAAGAACAAAGCCAAAAUGAGAUCUUGAGGAUUGAAAGCGCAAGGCUUAAGUUGGAAGUAGCAAAGGCUAAGCAAGAUAAGAGCGACUGAGAGGAAAAAAGCAAAGAAGUGACUGAGAAAGUAAAUAUAUUGGAGAGCGCUAAUAAAGAUUUACUUUCCUCCAAAUAAUAAUGAGAAAUUAUUUAUAAUAUUAAUAUUGUGAAAAAAAAUUAUAUGGGAUCUUAAAUAAAAUAUUCAUAUUGAUUACCUUUAUCCUAUUAUAAUAUGAAAAUAUAAUAACUGUCACCAUUGGAAUUGUGUUUGCUCAUUCUAAUUUUAUUUUUAUUAGAUGCUACGAGUCUAUAAAAACAAAUAUAUUAUUUACUCCUCUACUCUUUGAGCUAACAAAAAAUUUGUUCGUCCACGGAGGGACAUUAAUUUUUUUAUAUAAUUUUUAUAGUAAUUUUUUUUUUUUCAAAAUUAAAAAAAUCCCAAUUCGCGAAAUUGGAAAGACAAAAUUAAUUUAAUUUGUAUAAUUUAUGAUUUAAAUGCAAACUGUUUAAAAUAAAAUAGAAUUAACUAGGGAUUUCAUUAUUCUAAUUAUCACUUAUAUAUCAAAUAUUUUUUCAUAAAAAAUUUUUAUUUACUCACUUUUAGGCGAAAAUAGGGAUUUUUCCAUUAGUUUUUCCCUUAUAGAGGGGAGAGUUAGAAGAACAGAAUAAUAUUUGAAAUAAAUUUAUAUAAAUUUUUAACUAGUUUAAAAUAAUUAAAAGUCAAGGAAAAAUUUGUGUAUUAAUCAAGGAAGUUGGAAGACCAGCUGAGAAAUUUCCAAGAGGUAAGAACUGAGAGAGAUUAUUUAAAAAAUGAGAUGAUCCCGAUGUUGGAGAAGACGAUCAAGCUUUAUCAGAAGAAUAAAGAAGAGCUGGAAAACGAGCUAGAGAACCAACAGAAUAAAAGGAAAAGAAGUCCCAUUUCUUCAAGACUUGGAAGAGAAACUCAAGAAGAAAAUCCUUUUAUCUAUAAAGGAAGAACUGGGAUGAAGCCAAAAGUUUCACCAAAAAAUUCAAGGGCCGGAACUGGAAGUUUUGCAAGCAAGCCAUAUGUACAAAUUAAAAUUCCGAAUACAGGUAUUCCAAGCUAAGAUGAUGUUUGUAGAUUUUAUCCAAAAUUGUAUAAGAAAAUAAAGAAACAAUGGCGGCUACUCUUAUUUGGAUUUAUUGAAAAUGAGAAUAUAAGUAUUAUGGCAAGAAAUUCUAAUACUCAAAACUUUAAAGACAACAUUACAAAAAGAGCACCGACAAACUCUCAGCCAGCAGUAAUUCCUAAGAAGCCUGAUGAAAGCAUGGCGUUUGCUGACAAUUUUCCUGACGAAGAAGAAUUGGAAAUCUAA
Molecule: messenger RNA, 1702 nt
Organism: Blepharisma stoltei
Lineage: Eukaryota; Ciliophora; Heterotrichea; Heterotrichida; Blepharismidae
Source: the annotation of a GenBank genome assembly